This is a messenger RNA of Calidris pugnax (ruff), 312 nucleotides long. RefSeq names its product interleukin-8-like. The record is from RefSeq and is a predicted model, not a curated record. NCBI's taxonomy places the organism in Eukaryota, Metazoa, Chordata, Aves, Charadriiformes, Scolopacidae. Bases 1 to 312 code for a protein of 103 amino acids. Gene Ontology annotation, molecular function: CXCR chemokine receptor binding; chemokine activity. Gene Ontology annotation, cellular component: extracellular region. Gene Ontology annotation, biological process: cellular response to lipopolysaccharide; neutrophil chemotaxis; chemokine-mediated signaling pathway. The transcript is spliced from 3 exons.
AUGCGGCUGCUGCCGGCGGCGCUGGCCCUGGCCCUGGCCAUGCUCCUGAGCAACUUGGUGCCGGGGGGUGGUCUGUCCCUGGAGAGCCUGCUGACCAAUAUGAGGUGCAAGUGCAUCAAAUCGACCGCCCAGGUCAUCAACCUGGGGCUGAUCCUCGCCAUCGACGUUACACCGCCGGGUAUUCACUGCAGGAGGAAGGAGAUCAUCCUCACCCUAAAGAAAAAUAAGAAGGUGUGUGUGGCCCCCGAGGCGCCCUGGAUCCAGCUGCUCAUCUACAAGCUGAUGCAGAGGUACGCGAUGCCCAGCGACUGA